AUGCCUUCGAAAUUAUUGAAUGCUACACUCUACGGAGGUGGUUUCUCACCGGCGGUGGCGACUUGGUACGGCAGCCCCACCGGAUCAGGAAGUGGUGGAGCUUGUGGUUUGGGCAAUGAUGUGAUAUAUGCUCCUUACAACGGCAUGAUUGCUGCCGGAAAUGGGAAUUUAUUCCGAUCAGGAGGUGGUUGUGGGACUUGUUUUAUGGUGAAAUGCACAAAUAAUCCAGCUUGUUCGGGAUUUCCAAUUCAUGUGACAAUUACAGACGAAUGCCCUGGCCUUUGCAAUAAUGACCGUAUUCACUUUGACUUAAGUGGAAAAGCUUUUGGUUAUUUAGCAAAAGCUGGGCGUGAAGAAGAGCUGAGAAAAGCAGGAAGGAUUGAUAUUCAAUAUACUAGUGUGCAAUGCCAUUACAACUCUAAAAUAGCAGUGAAGAUUGACUCGGGAUCUAACCGUUACUACGUAGCCAUGUCUGUCGAGAAUGUGAACGGAGAUGGUGAGAUCAAUCGAAUUGACAUAUUGGCUCAAGGAUGGAAAUCGUGGGCAUCUAUGCAACGUAAAUGGGGCGAGACUUGGAAAUUUGAUGUGCCAUCUGGAGCCACUGGACCUUUUUCAAUUAAGUUUACCGAUCUAGCUGUGGCUUAUAACCUCAUACCAAGAAAUUGGGCUCCAGGACAAAAAUAUUAUUCAAAUACCAAUUUCCCUUGA
Messenger RNA from Salvia hispanica, 708 nucleotides. The record is from RefSeq and is a predicted model, not a curated record. Lineage: Eukaryota; Viridiplantae; Streptophyta; Magnoliopsida; Lamiales; Lamiaceae.